GUUGGAUUCCUGAUCGUCUGCAGCAGAAGAGCACUGAAGAUCACUCUCACGUCGCAGAGCUGGAAGAUGAAUCAGUGGAUUCUCCCCGGGUCCCAGCCGGACGGAUGAUCGGUGACUGAGCGCAGCAGCGAUGUUGGAGGAGCGCGCAGGCGCUGGGAGCCACGGCAACUCCAAGGCAGUGGAGGGUCAGCAGGGAGGAGGGGAGGGCCAGCACCAGGGAGGAGAAGAAGAUGGAGGAGGGGAGGAGAAGGAUGCAGAGUGGGAUGAAGAGCUUGAUGGAGGAGAAGAAGGAGGCCGGAGGAUGACCAGAACCGACACACUGCACUCCACCACCAGCUCCACCGGCACACAGAGGAGGAGAGGACAACAUGCCAAGAAGCAGGUCCAAGGCAGUAACCAGGUCCAGCGCGCUCCUCGAGCCUUGUACUGCCUGAAACUCAACAAUCCCAUCAGACGAGCAGCGCUGCACAUCGUGGAGUGGAAGCCCUUCGACAUCUUCAUCCUGUUGGCCAUCUUUGCUAACUGUGUGGCUCUGGGAGUCUCCAAGCCUUUCCCUGAAGAUGAUUCCAACUCCACAAACCAUGACCUGGAGCAAGUGGAGUACGUGUUCCUCAUCAUCUUCACCAUUGAGACCUUCCUGAAAAUCCUGGCCUACGGCCUGGUGAUGCACCCGAGCUCCUACAUCCGUAACGGCUGGAACCUGCUGGACUUUGUCAUCGUCAUCGUCGGGUUGUUCAGUGUGGUUCUGGAGACCAUGACCCACAAGUCCGGCGAGCAGGCCACCACUCACCACAUGCCAGGGAAACCAGGAGGUCUGGAUGUGAAAGCUCUGAGAGCCUUCAGGGUCUUGCGGCCCCUCAGACUGGUGUCAGGAGUCCCCAGUCUCCAGAUCGUUCUGAACUCCAUCAUGAAGGCCAUGGUUCCGCUGCUGCACAUCGCUCUGCUUGUUCUGUUUGUCAUCAUCAUCUACGCCAUCAUUGGACUGGAGCUGUUCAUCGGCCGCAUGCACAAGACCUGCUACUACAUGGCAACAGAUAACUUUGUGGAGGACGACCCGGUGCCUUGUGCCUUCGCGGGUCACGGCCGCCAGUGCAUCAUCAACGGCACCGAGUGUCGAGGGCGCUGGGACGGGCCCAAUGGGGGAAUCACCAACUUUGACAACUUCUUCUUCGCCAUGCUGACGGUCUUCCAGUGCAUCACCAUGGAGGGCUGGACCGACGUGCUCUACUGGAUGAACGACGCCAUCGGGUUUGAGCUGCCGUGGGUCUACUUUGUCAGCCUGGUGAUUUUCGGCUCAUUCUUCGUCCUCAACCUGGUUCUGGGAGUGCUGAGCGGAGAGUUCAGUAAAGAGAGAGAGAAGGCCAAGGCCCGCGGAGACUUCCAGAAGCUGAGGGAGAAGCAGCAGAUGGAAGAGGACCUGUGCGGCUACAUGGACUGGAUCACCCAGGCCGAGGACAUGGACGACCUGGACGAGGAGGGGAACCCGCGUCCUUCUCUGGGUGACCUGUCCGACAAGAAGAGAGGGAAGUUCGGAUGGUUCAGUCACUCCAAUGAGACACACGCGAGUCUUCCCGCCAGUGAAACGGCAUCGGAGAACACGGAGAACAUCGAUGAGGAUCACACCAACUGCUGCCAGGCCUGCUGCGCACGCAUGAUGAAGAUCAGAUGCUGUCGAACCCUCCGGCGCUGGAACCGCGUGUGCCGCCGGAACUGCCGCACCGCAGUGAAGUCCGUGACCUUUUACUGGCUGGUCCUGCUGCUGGUCUUCCUCAACACCUCGCUGAGUGCCUCGGAACACUACAAUCAACCUGACUGGCUGACCCAAGUGCAAGACAUUGCCAACAAGGUCCUGCUGUCGCUGUUCACGGUGGAGAUGCUGCUGAAGAUGUACAGCCUGGGCCUGGCCCACUACUUCGUAGCUUUCUUCAACCGCUUCGACUGCUUCGUGGUGUGCGGCGGCAUCAUGGAGACCAUCCUGGUGGAGCUGGGCAUCAUGCCGCCGCUCGGCAUCUCGGUGCUGCGGUGUGUGCGUCUCCUGCGGAUCUUCAAAGUCACUCGCCACUGGACGGCGCUGUCCAACCUGGUGGCGUCGCUGCUCAACUCCAUGAAGUCCAUCGCCUCCCUGCUGCUGCUGCUCUUCCUCUUCCUCAUCAUCUUCGCGCUGCUCGGCAUGCAGCUGUUCGGAGGGAAGUUCAACUUCGACGAGACGCAGACCAAGCGCAGCACCUUUGAUGCCUUCCCCCAGGCGCUGCUCACCUGCUUCCAGAUCCUGACAGGUGAGGACUGGAACGUGGUGAUGUACGACGGCAUCAUGGCCUACGGCGGCCCGGUGUUCCCAGGGAUGAUCGUCUGUGUCUACUUCGUCAUCCUCUUCAUAUGUGGAAACUACAUCUUGCUCAACGUCUUCUUGGCUAUCGCUGUGGACAAUCUGGCAGGUGGUGAUGGAGAUGACAAGAAGAAAGAAAAGAAGAAAGAGGGAGUGGAGGAGGAGAUGGAGGAGGCAGGAGAGGAGGAGGUCAAGGUGGACAUCGAUGAAGACACGGAGUACGAGGAGGAAGAGGAGCUGCAGGAGGGGGAGGACGAUGGAGGAGUCCAGCUGAAGAUGGCCGACCUGGCUCCCCCAAAAGAGAAAGUUCUUCCCAUCCCUGAAGGCAGCGCAUUCUUCUGCCUGAGCAAGACCAACCCGAUCCGUGUGGCCUGUCACAAGCUGAUCCACCACCACAUCUUCACCAACCUGAUCCUGGUCUUCAUCAUCCUCAGCAGCUGCUCGCUGGCUGCCGAGGAUCCCAUCAGAGCUCACUCCUUCAGAAACAAUGUUCUGGGUUACGCUGAUUAUGCCUUCACCUCCAUCUUCACCGUGGAGAUCCUGCUGAAGAUGACGGUCCACGGAGCCUUCCUCCACGCUGGCUCCUUCUGCAGGAACUGGUUCAACCUGCUGGACCUUCUGGUGGUCAGUGUGUCGCUGGUCUCCUUCUUCCUGCACUCCAGUGCCAUCUCGGUGGUGAAGAUCCUGCGAGUCCUGCGCGUGCUGAGGCCUCUGAGAGCCAUCAACCGAGCCAAAGGGCUCAAACAUGUGGUCCAGUGUGUGUUUGUGGCCAUCAGAACCAUCGGGAACAUCAUGAUCGUCACCACCCUUCUGCAGUUCAUGUUCGCCUGUAUUGGGGUGCAGCUCUUCAAGGGUAAAUUCUACCGCUGCACCGACGAAGCCAAGCACACUCCAGAGCAGUGCAAAGGGACGUUUGUGGUGUACAAAGACGGAGAUGUCAAUCAUCCGAUGGUGAGAGAGAGAAUUUGGCUCAACAGCGACUUCAACUUCGACAACGUCCUGAUGGGGAUGAUGGCGCUCUUCACCGUCUCCACCUUCGAGGGCUGGCCAGCGCUGCUCUACAAGGCCAUCGACGCCAACGGCGAGAACUCCGGUCCCAUCUACAACUACCGUGUGGAGAUCUCCAUCUUCUUCAUCGUCUACAUCAUCAUCAUCGCCUUCUUCAUGAUGAACAUCUUUGUGGGUUUUGUCAUCAUCACAUUUCGUGAGCAGGGAGAGCAGGAGUACAAGAACUGUGAGCUGGACAAGAACCAGCGCCAGUGUGUGGAGUACGCUCUGAAGGCCCAGCCGCUCAAACUCUACAUCCCCAAGAACCCAGUUCAGUACAAGUUCUGGUCCAUCAUCAACUCCACUGGCUUUGAGUAUGUGAUGUUUGUCUUGAUCCUCCUCAACACUGUCACCCUGGCGGUCCAGCACUACGAGCAGUCCAAGCUCUUCAGCCAUGUGAUGGACAUCCUGAACAUGGUCUUCACCGGGCUCUUCACUGUGGAGAUGCUGCUGAAGCUGCUGGCUCUGAGGAUGAGGCAUUACUUUGUGGACGCCUGGAAUUCCUUCGAUGCUCUGAUUGUGGUGGGCAGUGUCGUGGACAUUGUGGUCACCGAGUUCAGUAGUGGAGAGGACAGCUCUCGCGUCUCCAUCACCUUCUUCCGUCUGUUCCGAGUGAUGCGGCUGGUGAAACUGCUGAGCAAAGGAGAGGGCAUCCGGACUCUACUCUGGACCUUCAUCAAGUCUCUGCAGGCCCUGCCGUACGUCGCUCUGCUCAUUGCCAUGAUCUUCUUCAUCUAUGCUGUCAUUGGGAUGCAGACGUUUGGGAAGAUUGCGAUGCAGGAUCUCACACAGAUCAACAGGAACAACAACUUCCAGACGUUUCCUCAGGCCGUGCUCCUGCUCUUCAGGUGUGCCACGGGUGAGGCGUGGCAGGAGAUCAUGCUGGCUAGUCUUCCCGGGAAACGCUGCGAUCCAGAGUCGGAUUAUGAACCGGGGGAAGAAUUCAGCUGUGGAAGCAACUUCGCCAUUGUUUACUUCAUCAGCUUCUUCAUGCUGUGUGCUUUUCUGAUCAUCAACUUGUUUGUGGCCGUCAUCAUGGACAACUUUGACUAUCUGACGCGUGAUUGGUCCAUCCUGGGGCCGCACCACCUGGACGAGUUCAAGAGAAUCUGGUCCGAGUACGAUCCGGAGGCCAAGGGGCGCAUCAAACAUCUGGACGUGGUGGCGCUGCUGCGGCGGAUCCAGCCUCCUCUGGGUUUUGGGAAACUGUGUCCUCACAGAGUGGCCUGCAAGCGCCUGGUGGCCAUGAACAUGCCCCUCAACUCUGACGGGAUGGUGACCUUCAACGCCACGCUGUUUGCCCUCGUACGCACCGCCCUCAAGAUCAAGACUGAAGGUAACCCGGACCAGGAGAACGAGGAGCUGCGAGGCAUUAUCAAGAAGAUCUGGAAGAGAAUGAAGCCGAAGCUCCUGGAUGAAGUCAUUCCGCCGCACGAAGAAGAGGAGGUGACGGUGGGGAAGUUCUACGCCACGUUCCUCAUCCAGGAUUACUUCCGAAAGUUCCGGAAGAGGAAGGAACGCGGAGCGCUGACGGUGGAGGCCGACACUCAGAACUCUUCUGCUGUUCAGCUGUGCAAGGCGGGUCUCAAGACGCUUCAGGAUUUGGGGCCAGAAAUGCGCCUGGCUCUAAAUGAAGACCUGGAGGAGGAAGAGGACCCUCAAUACAAGGGUGAAAAUGGUUUCGGAGCGGAAAACGAGGGGCGGAGCUCCAACCUGCCGACACCCACCGGCUCCGGCGGGUUCAUGCCCGAGGACCGGCUCUCCAACGGAAGCCUCGUCCAUCGUGUCGGCUCGCUCACCAAGAUGCCAAACGGCAGUGACCACGACGACCACGGAAGCCGGGGGGACACCAGGUCCUCCUUCAACCACCACCAUCACCGGAGGUCUUCAGUGAAGAACGGCAUCCAGGAGCACGUCUACAAGAGAGGCUCCUUCAGACACGGACGGAGGGAUUCCCGAGACAGACCCUGGAGGAACGGAGACCCAGACGGAGAGACCGGCUACUACAGCAGAGAGGAGGACAGCGAGUACAGAGAGAGAGACAGACGCUACCUGGACGAGCCGCCCCUGUACAGGGAGCACUACGAUGGCCACGCCCACUACAGCAACUCCAACUAUGGCCACGAGUACAGCGACGGCAGGAGGACCACCAGAAGACGGCUCCUGCCGGCCACGCCCACAGGGCGGAAACCCUCCUUCAACAUCCAGUGUCUGAGACGCCAAGGCAGCAGCGACGACCUGCCGAUCCCGGGAACGUACCAUCCCACUUCCCCGCCGCGCCGCGCUCGAGCUCAGACCUACGGGCAGCACGACUCGCGCCACCUGGCUGCCUCCUCCGCAUCCUGGGCCAACCCGUGUCCCCGCCGCGGUCGGCUGCUCUACGCUCCGCUGAUCCUGGUGGAGGAGGAGGGAAGCCCCACCUGGGAUGGGCGAGGAGGGGAGGGCCAGAAGCCAGCAGGGGUCAGUGUGACGGGGGCCGCUCCACGGCCCGCGUGGUACGGCGCUCCCGGAACAUCAGGUGGGUGGAAGACGCUGCCGCCACAGUCCCAGCUGUGGAGCGGGUGGAGUGAAGGAUGUGUGUGCUGUGCUGCAGCCCCGCCCCCCUACAGGGCCUACACCACCCUCAGAGUGCCGUCUCAGCUGGGCGCCCAGUUCUCCGAGAAGCGAGGGUCCGCGGACAGUCUGGUGGAGGCGGUCCUCAUCUCGGAGGGGCUCGGCCUUUACGCGCGGGAUCCCAAGUUUGUGGCGUUCGCCAAGAGGGAGAUCGCCGACGCCUGCCACAUGACGGUGGAUGAGAUGGAGUCGGCUGCCAGCGACCUGCUCGGCUCAGGGAGCCACAGCUUCAUCGGCAGCUCGGCCACCGACCCCGCGCUCUACAGCGACGAAGAGCCCAUUAGGACGGGCCGCGACGAGGACGAGCUGGCCGACGAGAUGACCUGCGUGACCUCCUUCUGACGGAGCUUUGCGUCACGUGAGGUCUGACCCUUGAGGCACCAUGCUGUUGUGGUCCUUCAUCAGCAGAGGGCGCCAAACACGCUGCGCGCUGCUGGAGAGACGGCAGUGUUCCUCCGGAGCAGCUGCUUCGCUGCCAGAGGAGGAGGCGCCAGUGCGUCCUGAAAUGCGAGUUGCUGACUCGUGCAAGUCCCACCAUGUUAGUGACAAGUUUCAUUUUCUCGUCAGUCUUGAGCAUCUCUGUUGUUCUGUCUCUCUGUCGCCGCUUCACAAGUUGCUGGGCCGCAUGCUGACUGCAGCACUUUACUAGUGCGGUGCGUCUUCUCUGGAUCUCUGGCAGCAGCCAGUUCGGAUGGUGUUGGCAGACACGCACAAACAUCAGACUGGUUGACUCUCACUCCCAUCAUGCACCGGGCUCCGGACCGUCCGCAUUUCUCCUGUGUUUUCUAUGUUUUUUCACGAGAUGUGUUGUGUUGACGUGUCGACAGGAGUGUGUGUUCGGUCUUCUGUUUCCUCGCUUCAGUCGUCAGUCAAGGGCUUCAAACUCCCCACACCUCCACUCAUCACCUCAAUAAAGACAGUGCGACUAGUCCUCUGCUCUUCAUCACUGCUCCACUCGGUCUUCAUCAUCAUCUUUGAAUCACAGUGGCCCUGACUCUGGUUCGUGCCACUCUAGUAUCACCGUCACUCUGGAUGAAGUGGGGCGAUUGAGAAAAGUGGGGGGACUAGAGGAGGAGUAAAGGAGUGAUGACUCGAGAAGUAAAAGAGCGAUGACUAGAGAAGAAAGACUGGUGACUAGAGGAGUAAAGGAGUGAUGACUAUAGGAGUAACAGAGUGGUGACUAGAGAAGAAAGAGAGAAUCAAAAGAGAGAUGACCAGAAGAGCAAAAGAGGAGCUGCAGUCUCGUCAUGAGCCGCAGGACACAGAAGCUUUUAUCCAGUAGAAGAAAA
Molecule: messenger RNA, 7275 nt
Organism: Synchiropus splendidus (mandarinfish)
Lineage: Eukaryota; Metazoa; Chordata; Actinopteri; Syngnathiformes; Callionymidae
Gene: cacna1fb
Product: calcium channel, voltage-dependent, L type, alpha 1F subunit
Exons: 49
Coding region: 131-6328 (2065 amino acids)
Biological process (GO): calcium ion import across plasma membrane
Cellular component (GO): membrane; voltage-gated calcium channel complex
Molecular function (GO): high voltage-gated calcium channel activity
Source: RefSeq, a predicted model, not a curated record